AUGUCAGUUAAAACUAGAAAAAUAGCAAUAGUUGGUUCAAGAGCAGUUGGAAAAUCAUCAAUGACAGUAAGAUUUGUUGAAGAUCAUUUUGUUGAGUCAUAUUAUCCAACUAUUGAAAAUCAAUUUUCAAAAAAUGUCAAAAUAAAUAACCAAUUAUAUACAAUUGAAAUUUUAGAUACUGCUGGUCAAGAUGAAUUUAGUUUAAUGAAUGAAAAACAUUUAAUUGGAAUACAUGGAUAUUUAUUAAUUUAUUCAGUUACUUCAAGACAAUCAUUUGAAUUAAUUGAAAUUAUAAGAGAUAAAAUUUUAAACUCGAUUGGUAAUGAUUUGGUUCCUAUGAUUUUAAUUGGAAAUAAAUAUGAUUUAAAUUAUCAAAGACAAAUAUCAAAAGAAGAAGGAGAAGAACUAGCUAAAAAAUUCAAUUGUAAAUUUAUGGAAACAAGUGUAAGAGAAAAUAUAAAUAUAAAUAAUUCGUUUGAAACUUUAAUUAAUGAUAUUGAAAAAAUACAGAAUCCUCCAAUUCAGAAGAAUAAUGAUAAAUGUAUAAUUGUAUAG
This is a messenger RNA of Insectozyma verbasci, 555 nucleotides long. Lineage: Eukaryota; Fungi; Ascomycota; Pichiomycetes; Serinales; Debaryomycetaceae. The record is from the annotation of a GenBank genome assembly.